Arachis stenosperma is the source of this 570-nucleotide messenger RNA. RefSeq lists its product as uncharacterized. Gene Ontology annotation, molecular function: nucleic acid binding. The record is from RefSeq and is a predicted model, not a curated record. Gene Ontology annotation, biological process: DNA integration. Lineage: Eukaryota; Viridiplantae; Streptophyta; Magnoliopsida; Fabales; Fabaceae. The transcript is spliced from 2 exons. Bases 1 to 570 code for a protein of 189 amino acids.
AUGGCGAAUUACUUGGUUGCCAAGGUCUUCCCUCUCAAUUUUUUAAAACAUCAAAGAGACAAGUUGAGGAGUGAUUUCAAGUACUACAUUUGGGAUGACCCUCACUUGUGGAAACGGGGGGCGGAUCAAGUGAUUCGUAUAUGUGUUCUAGAGUCGGAAUUCCAAUAUAUUCUUGAAUUUUGUCAUUUAUCCGAGUGUGGUGGCCACUUUUGCCCCCAACGGACAGCUAAAAAAGUUUUAGAUUGUGGAUUCUGGUGGCCGACAUUGUUCAAAGAUGCAAGCCAAUAUUACUUUAUGACAGCAUUUUCUAACUCAAGUGGAUAUCUUUACAUUCUAUUGGCGGUUGAUUAUGUAUCAAAGUGGGUGAAAGCGAUUUUCGCCCGCCUUGAUGAUGCUAAUACUGUGGUUUCUUUCAUUAGAAACAAUAUUGUAUGUCGUUAUGGGUCGCCACGAGCAAUCAUGAGCGACCAAGGUACUCACUUUUGCAACAAGAAGAUAGAAGCAUUACUCAAGCGAUAUAGGAUACUACACAAGGUUGCAACUGCUUACCACCCCCAAAUUAACGGCUAA